Messenger RNA from Stereum hirsutum FP-91666 SS1, 1152 nucleotides. Its product is annotated as cyclin-like protein. The transcript has 7 exons. The coding region runs from base 100 to 1152 and encodes 350 amino acids. Gene Ontology annotation, cellular component: cyclin/CDK positive transcription elongation factor complex; nucleus. Gene Ontology annotation, molecular function: cyclin-dependent protein serine/threonine kinase activator activity. Gene Ontology annotation, biological process: positive regulation of DNA-templated transcription, elongation; regulation of transcription by RNA polymerase II. NCBI's taxonomy places the organism in Eukaryota, Fungi, Basidiomycota, Agaricomycetes, Russulales, Stereaceae. The record is from RefSeq and is a predicted model, not a curated record.
CUCGUUUACUUGCUCGCUACGCGGCUGCUAUCCACGACAAGGGUCCUGCUUCCAUAGGCUCGUUCUGCUUUUGAAUAAACCCUUCACUGCUGGAAGGAUAUGUCAUCGCUGGACUUCUCUCAGUGGAUUUUUCCUAUAGCUGCGUUAGAACAGACUCCAACAGCUUUGGAGCGUUCUCUACAAGAUGAAAUGUAUAACCGGAAUCGAGGCAUCGAGUUCUUGUUUCGCUUGGGGACAUCAAUUGCACUCCACAAAGCGGCGAUCUUCACCGCCGCCACCUGGUUUCAUCGGUUCUUCAUGCGCCACUCUAUGGAAGAUUAUCAUCGACAAGAGGUCGCAGCUGCAUGUAUAUUCCUCGCCACAAAAACGGAGGAAUGUGGUCGCAAGCUUCGCGAUGUUGCCCGAGUGUACUGCGCUAAAUCGGACAACGUCGACAUCAACGAUGUGCCCUCUCAGGGGAAGACUAUCGAUAUCACCUGCGACAUGAUCCUCUUGACAGAGGAGGUGUUAUUGGAGGCUUUAUGCUUCGAUUUUGUCGUUGAAAGUCCACAUGCAGAUCUCGUCGACCUCUUCGAGAAGUUUGAGUGCGCUACCAAGCUUCAAGACUAUGCGUGGACCAUAGCUCAUGACUCAUAUCGGACACCACUCUGCGUACUCUAUCCACCAAAAAUCCUGACAGCAUCUGCCUUUGUGCUCGCCCAGCAUCUUGCGGAGCCUUCCAGCUCGCAAACGCUUGACCCAUUAUUAGAGCAAUUACGCGCGCCACAUCCAAAUGCAGGGCCGUUUACUCCGACAUCGCCUGAACAGAGACAGUUACCGCAUGAGUUCCUGAUGACUGAUUCUGAGAUGAUAUCCGUACGAGACGCGCUUUCCAUCCUCCUCGAAUUCUACCACUGGCAGGCAACCGUGAACUCAAUGGAGCACUUACAGCGCCUUGCUGCGGUAACUCUACCAACGUCGACUUCUCCGCGACCUGUCCUAUACCCCUCUCCAGAUCUCUCAAAUGGACAUUCCAGCACUGCAGACCAGACAAUACCACCACCGGCACCGAAUAGCCAGCCACCCGAACCACCUCGAACCACUACUGUCUCAAAUGGGACUUUUCAACGUAGCCCCGCAAAGCCAAGCGGUCGAAGACUGGAUCUCAGCUAG